GUGAUGCUGUGACAGUAGAGAAGGAAGUGGGCACACAAUGGCACUAUGUCUGCCUCUUGUCCUGGUAACAUGAGAGGCCCCCGGGUAAAGACCCCUCUACUGCUGCUCCUGCUGCUGCUUACCACUUUGACUGGGACAGUGUUAUGCCAAGAUGAAGCUGAGUAUGAAGAUCCAAACCCAGAUGCUGGGGACAAAGAGGAACUCCCACCUGAAUCUGAAGCCCCUCCGAUAUCAACCCCCUCUCCCACAGCCAGCAGUGACGGCCAAGUUGAAGACGACGCAGAAGGCUCUACAGGGGAUCUCAGCCUUACCGACCCAGGUAUAUCAGAUGUAAUACUGCCUAACACAACAGGACAUGAUUUGUUUCUGGAUUACGCGACGGGUACAGUGGAUCCCAGCAUCACCAGUACGGUACCUGUGGAUGAAUGUUUGAGUCCCAUCAUCAUCCUGGUCCCUGUGGUGCUGGUGGUGGUUAUCAUUGGCAUCAUAGUUUGCUGUAUUUUCCUCAAGCGAAGGUGGAAACAAAAAGCGGAGAGUCAAGAUCUAAGAAAAGAAGAUCCAUAUUUGGAUGGGCCCGACACAGAGAAGGUGCCAAUGCCCAUGUUUGAAGAGGAUGUGCCCUCUGUAAUGGAGUUAGAGAUGGAAGAGUUGGACCAAUGGAUGAAAAAAGACGGUGAAGCUGCAGAGGACUCCAAACAGGCUUAGGCCUCAGUCUAUUUAUGGUUAACAAAGGACGCUCUCCCGGUAUGCAAGGACAGGCAGUCAACAAUGCAUCGCUGCCAACACUGAAGUUUUGACAUUUCUACAAUAAUCUCACAACAUCCAAACAAUGUCAUUGACCACACAGUCCGAAAACACCGUCACACCUCUUAAAUGAUGCGUACAGAUGUCUUACAAAUAGUUUUCUAAAGGCUACACCUCUUUGCUAUCUUCAGUGGACUUAAACAUGUUAAAUAGUUUUUCUGCUGUUUUGUUACGAUGAGCAUGUGCUCUGCUUUAUGACAAUGAUCAGUGUUGUUCCUUUCAUUUUUCAUGCUUUGCCUGUUUUUAUUGUGUACUGAAAUGCCAAUGUGCAGUAUUUUCUGUCUCCAUGAACCAGCCAGACUGAAAGGUAUUUAGUUUAACCUAAAAAAACGCCCAAAAAACCCACACACACUCCUCUAGCUACCAAUCACUCCCUUGUUCUGCAGAUUCAUGCAGUUGUAGAGUGUGUGGUCAACACAAAGCGCAUUAGGUCAAUACCCUUCUCCACCCCUCACAGAUAUGACUGCUCAUAGUUUCUGCUGAUGGCUUCUCUUCAGCUCAAAGCUUCUUUGUUGUAUCACACUAUGUGACUCUCUCCAGCUGCAGGUUUUAAUACGGAAAUAUCCUGUUGAGGAUUGUAGGCAUGCAUGACAGAGAAGACUGCUCCUUUUCAUUCCUGUGCAGAGCUGGUUAAGACUUAUGGGGAAAGUGUUUUUAUUCCGACGCUGUUUGAAAUCCCAGAGCGUGAAAUCAGCAGCAUUAUGUUCCUGAGUCUUUUGAUAAAUUAUUGCCCUGUUGCUGAAACAGCUUUCUAAAAGCUGCUACUGAUAAGAUUUUCAUCUCACUGUAGAUAAUAACCCACUGACUGAAUAGUUAAUUUCUACAGAUAUAGUUUAGAUGUUUUAUUCCUGAUUAUAGCUUAAAAGUGUUGAAUCUAAGCAGUCGUGACACUGAUAUAAAUGAGAGGACUACUUUCUGAAUUUUCAGUCAGUAUUUUGCAGUAUGUUGCACUGUAAAUAUGAGAAUACAGUAUACCAAUAGAUGUUAUUUUCAAGAAAUGCCUUUUGUAAAUAUUUCAUAUAAGGCUGUAGUGCUGUUGUUUAGCCAAUGUUUUUAAUAAAAGUUCAAUAAAUAAAAUA
Molecule: messenger RNA, 1883 nt
Organism: Scomber scombrus (Atlantic mackerel)
Lineage: Eukaryota; Metazoa; Chordata; Actinopteri; Scombriformes; Scombridae
Gene: tmem154
Product: transmembrane protein 154
Exons: 9
Coding region: 46-705 (219 amino acids)
Source: RefSeq, a predicted model, not a curated record